AUGAUUCCAGUUCUACAGCCAACCUUAAUUGAACAAGACUCUGAUCUCCGAGGAAACGAAAUAGUCGAAAUGAACACCAAGUGCGGGGAAAAAGAACCCGACGAUCGCGUCUUCAGCCACGCGCGCAACCCCUCCCCCGAAAACGAGACCUGGAUCCAGAAGAACGAAAAAGCGAAGGUGGUCGAUGGGUGGCGACAGACACACUAUACAGCCUACGCCGUCCGCGACGCGACUCACGUCUACAAGCUCUCGCGGGGCUCGCCGCGUAGUACUGCGUACCAAGCCCUCACGGAUCGCCAACAGCGCAUUGACUUCCUCAAGCAGCACGGUGUCGCUAAACCCCGCUAA
Annulohypoxylon maeteangense is the source of this 348-nucleotide messenger RNA. RefSeq lists its product as uncharacterized. The transcript has 2 exons. The record is from RefSeq and is a predicted model, not a curated record. Bases 1 to 348 code for a protein of 115 amino acids. NCBI's taxonomy places the organism in Eukaryota, Fungi, Ascomycota, Sordariomycetes, Xylariales, Hypoxylaceae.